AUGUGGCAUGAGAGCUAUGACGAAAUGAUGAAAAUGAUCAUCUCAAUGUUCAGACUGGACAAAUACAGGCCAAGGAAAGACACCAACAAUGAUGUGAGCUUUGAGUCUCACAUUUACUUUGAUGAUGCUUUUAAAGACGUGAAAGGUAGUAAAGGCCGGCAUGUGAACGAAUACGCAGAGGACCUGGUGGAGGUUAUCCGAGAGGUUUACAAUAUCUUCAAUGAGAAGGAUUCAUGCAUCUUCAGAGAGAGCCCACCCCUUCCAUGCCAGAGUAUCCUGCACACCCCUUACGGAGGUCGACUGGAGUAUAUCCUCCCUAAUGGCAACCUGCUGAUGGUGCACUUUAAGGACAAGCUACUGAUCCGCCACAAGAAGAGAUGGUCUCAGAUUAUGUACUUGUACUACAUUCUCGGCUGGCGACUCACCAGGAAGUAUUUCAAGAAGUUUGAGCAGGGUGGAGAUGAGAGCGAGCUGAGGGAAAAGAUGAUGAAAGAGAAGGACAAUACCUAUCUCCUGGCUUUGGAUGGGGACACCGACUUCCAGCCCUAUGCUGUAAUGCUCCUAAUAGAUCGGCUGAAACUUUAUCCACGUGUGGGUGCGGCAUGUGGGAGGAUUCACCCGACAGGCACAGGUCCUAUGGUAUGGUAUCAGAAGUUUGAGUAUGCGGUGGGCCACUGGCUUCAGAAGACUGCAGAGCACGUGUUUGGUAGCGUGCUCUGCAGCCCCGGCUGCUUCAGUCUGUUCAGGGGCACAGCCCUCAUGGACGACAACGUCAUGAAGAGAUACACCACUAAGGCCACGGAGGCUAGCCACUACGUACAGUACGAUCAAGGUGAAGACCGCUGGCUGUGCACUCUCCUGCUGCAGCAGGGCUGGAGGGUGGAGUACAACGCUGCGUCCGACGCCUACACCAACGCCCCCCAGGACUUCAAGGAGUUCUAUAACCAGCGUCGGCGCUGGGGGCCCUCCACCAUGGCCAACACCAUCGAUCUACUGGGCUCAGGGUCUCUGACCUCCCAGAGGAACAGCUCCAUCUCCAAACCCUUCAUCCUCUACCAGAUUCUCAGCAUGGCCGCCUCCAUCCUAGGCCCGGCCACAAUCUGCCUAAUGAUCUCAGGAAGCUUGUCGUUCAUACUAGACAUCGAUCCCAACGUUGCUUUGGUCCUUGCAACAGUGCCCCCUGUGGUGUACCUGUUGCUGUGCUUCAAGCUGAAAUCGGACACACAGAUCGCCAUAGCAGCCGUCAUGAGUGUCUUGUACGCUUUCCUCAUGAUAGGAACCGCUUUGUCCAUCAUAGGUGCUAUGGUUGAGCAGCAAACCAUUUGGACUCCUAGCGGCCUGUUUAUCAUAGGCCUGGUGCUGAUGAACAUCAUCACAGCAGCGCUCCACCCCAAGGAGUUCCAUCUGGUCAUCUACGGCCUCCUGUACUUCAUCUCUAUCCCCAGUGGCUACCUCCUGCUGACCAUCUACUCCAUGGUCAACAUGAACAAUGUGUCCUGGGGCACUCGGGAGACAGGUGUCCAUGUCGCUGCUCCACCACCAGCCAAGGCCAUCACACAGCGCAUCCUACAGGCCAAGUGCUGCAAGUUUCUCUGCUGGGACAGUGGAAAAGUGGCAGACCAGAAUGGUCAGUUGCCAGAAACAGUUGUGUUGGCUAAUGAGCCAAAGGUGAACCCUAAUCUGACCUCUCAGGACAAUAACAGGAAUGUGGAAUUAUGUUCUCAUCAGUCUACUGAACAAAACUUUGUAACACAACUGCAGAAGAAGUCCUAUGACUUCCCUCUAAAUGAAGAUUUUCUUGUGAAGGAAGAGGAGGACUUUUGGAGAGAGCUCCAGAAGCUCUAUUUGGAACCUCUGGCUGAAGAUAAAGAAAAACAGAAGAAAAUCACAAAUGACCUAAAGGAACUGAGAAACAAGGUGACUUUUAUCUUUUUCAUCUGCAAUGCCAUGUGGCUGGUGGCAACGUUCACUCUUCAGGCCAUUGGAACCUCAGUCACUAUCAAAAUCCCAAAAUCCAAUCUCAAUCUGACUCAGACUAGGGAGUAUCUAUUUAUCGAUCCAGUAGGACUGAUGUUCCUUUUGGGAUUUGCAUCCUUACUGCUGAUCCAGUUCUUUGCCAUGUUCUACCACAGAAUUUACACUCUGAUCCAUUUCGUGGCAUUUGCGAACACGGAGUCCAAGACUGAGAAAAGACAAUCAGACGAUGGCAUGCAGAUUCCUGACAUGCUGGAGAUAGAGCUCAAAGACGACAAAUACUUUGACACAUUUCUGUCUAUAGAGAAUCCAGCAGCAAUCCAGCAACAAGGCCAAGAAACCCCAGUGUGAGGUGUCCCUUAGUGGCAAGCAGUUGCAGCUAAAAUAGUAGUAGGAGUCGGAUACUGCAGUUUUGCGUUAGAUGUUGCACAGUUAGAUAUAGUGGUAUUGAGGGAGAAUGUUCCAAAUAGUAUAGAUUAUAGAGAGUAUUUAUUGGAUUUGAUAGAGUUAACCUUUGUUUAACCAGAAAAAGACCCGUGAUGAACCUCUUUUGCGAGGGCAGUGUGAACAUACAAUACAAGAGCAAAGACGGGGACAAAACAUUAAAAACAAUUGCAGCGAUCAACAACAUGUAUUAUAGCAUAACGGAGUAUAACAAUUGAAUGGGAGUUAAAUCUCAGGGAAAUGUGAUAUGUGCUAUUUCAUGUGUGAUCAAUUGUUGUAGCUUGUAAUCUUUGUUUGCUCCUUGUGUGCUUUCCCUUUUUUUAAUCAAAUGCUUUGUUGUGAAUCACUUCCUAUUAGUAUUUUGGUUAGCAGUUAUACUUUUCCCUUUUGAGUGAAGCACUUUAUCUGUAUAUUGCACUAAUAUAUUGAGAUUUUUUAGUGGAGUUAUGUGUGCUAUGUAUUUAUUAUGUAACUGAAUAGAAUGUAUAAUUACAGUAUUUUUUUGUUAUUAAAGUAGGCAAGACAGUUAAGAACAAAUUCUUAUUUAUAAUUUAUAAGCCCUCUCUACCGAUAACAUUGUGCUUUGUUUCAUUCUGGUAUCUGUAUGCUAAUCCAUGCGUAAUACAACUAUAUACAUACUGUAUU
This is a messenger RNA of Oncorhynchus mykiss (rainbow trout), 3063 nucleotides long. Its product is annotated as chitin synthase chs-2-like. Gene Ontology annotation, cellular component: cell septum; cell periphery. Gene Ontology annotation, biological process: chitin biosynthetic process. Gene Ontology annotation, molecular function: chitin synthase activity. The record is from RefSeq and is a predicted model, not a curated record. Lineage: Eukaryota; Metazoa; Chordata; Actinopteri; Salmoniformes; Salmonidae.